This is a messenger RNA of Theobroma cacao (cacao), 1642 nucleotides long. RefSeq names its product zinc finger protein ZAT9-like. Gene Ontology annotation, biological process: regulation of DNA-templated transcription. Lineage: Eukaryota; Viridiplantae; Streptophyta; Magnoliopsida; Malvales; Malvaceae. The record is from RefSeq and is a predicted model, not a curated record.
UUUUUUGUAUCUUUGUAUAUAUCUCUUGGUGGAGGAAUGCUUGUCACCUACUCCUUUUUUAGUUUUUCACUCUCUUUCUAUGUUUCUUUAAAACUCUAUCCCCACAAGGCAAAGACAGAGUGCAGAGCUCACAGCCUUUGAGGUAAAGAUUCAGCUGUGUCUUUGGAGGGGUGUUGGGUCGUCUUGGAUUUUUGGCAAUGGAGAAAUAUAAGUGUAAAUUGUGCUUGAAAAGCUUUGUAAAUGGAAAAGCUUUGGGUGGUCAUAUGAGGUCUCACAUGUUGCAUUUUCCGGUUCCUCCCAAAGUUGAAGAACAGGAACGACUGGAAGUAGCCCAGAAUCAACCAAGCGAAGAGUCUGAGGCAGCUUCGGCUUCAUUUUCGUCAUCCGAGGAAGAAGGAGAAGAAAAAGGGCAGUUUUAUGGGCUUAGGGAGAAUCCAAAGAGAAGUGUCCGCUUGGUGGAUCCUGAGUUUGUUGACGCUGGUUCUGUUGUUCUUCAAGACAGAGAAAGCGAGACGGAGUCGCAUAAGAACCCAACUCGGAGACGAUCUAAACGGACUCGGAAGAUACUGGAGCAUCAUCAAUAUCAUCACCAGCAACAAGAAAGUCAAGAGCUGCAAGAAGAAACAAUAAAGAAGCUUAAAGAUAACAAUAACCAACUGAGCAAGACCGAGUCUUGGGCUGAGCCUGAACCGGUGAGUUCGAUCUCUGAUACAACGACUGAAGAAGAUGUCGCUUUCUGUCUUAUGAUGCUUUCAAGGGACCAAUGGAAAAGCAAAGUACAUCAAGAUGAUGAUGAGGAAGAAGCAACAGAAAUAGAAAAGUCUAUGGAAGAAACAGAUGAAUCAGAAGAGUACUUCAAAAUAAGCAAGGUAAACAGAACAACUCGAGGUAAGUACAGGUGUGAAACGUGCAACAAAGUUUUUAAAUCGUACCAAGCACUGGGUGGACACAGAGCGAGUCACAAGAAGAUCAAAGCUUACUCGCCAGCAACUCAUGAAACAGAGUUAGAAGCAGAAAAUGUGGGUGCUUGCUCUGUGACAGAAAAGAAAAUUCAUGAAUGCCCUGUUUGUUUUAGAGUGUUCUCAUCUGGACAAGCUCUUGGAGGCCAUAAAAGAUCUCAUGUAACUGGUCAAGUAGUAGCAACUACCGAAAGUACUCCUGUUAAAAGCUCCAAAAAGUUGGUAGAUAAUCUGAUAGAUCUUAAUCUUCCUGCUCCAAUGGAUGACGAUGAUGUUAGCCAAAUUGAACUCUCUGCGGUUUCGGAUGCUGAAUUUGUGGUUUGCAACAAUGUUUGAUCCAAAGGUAAAAAAAUUUUGGUAGCUUUUGCCUACAUCUGGGAUCUAAAGAUUUUUGCUAGUUUACUAUUUUUCCAAAUUUAAGCUAUAAGGUUUUCUGGUUAGUCAUAGACCAUUCUACUCUGUUCUAACUGUAAUUCCUUUUUUUUUUUUUUUUUGAAUUGUCUUUAAGUUUUGUUUGUAACAACUGAUCAAUUAGAACCUCCAAGAAAGCCCAGUUAAACAUGCUUUUUUGUUCAUUUCACUGUUGGAUUAGGAUUUCUGGGUUCCUCGAUAUUUUGUUGAUGAAGAAACAGGCAUUGUUGUUAAUGGGUUCUGUUCAAUCAAAGUUUCCUACUUUUCUAGCU